AUACGUUAGUUAUUACAAUAACAAAAACAGAAGAAAGAAAGAAAGAAGCCAUUAAUAUUUUCUCAUUCUCUCAUUUUCUCAUUAUCUCUCUCUCUCUCUCUCUCUCUCUGCAUGAAACAAACCGAAGCACUCACCGAAAUGGCUCACCAUCACCAGCUCGAGCUUGAUCUUGAUCAUCAUCAGCUAAUCGACGGCGACGAUCGCCGCUUCGAACGGAGACGAACCUCGUCUCCAAAGUCAGACCAAAACGACGCUGAAAAAAGCGUAGCCGAGCAGAGGUCUCCUUCGAUAUCGUCUUCUUCUUCUUCUUCGUCGAGUAAUUUCGAAGAGAAGAAAGGUUUAGCAUUCGCUGAAGACAGCGGAAAAGAAGAGAAGGAGGUGAGUAGGUGGAGAGAGUUAUCGUCGGAGGAUAAUGGAAGAGAGAGGCUGAAGAGGCAUCGGAUUGAGAUGGCGGGUAGGGUUUGGAUCCCUGAUAUUUGGGGGCAAGAGGAUCUGUUGAAGGAUUGGAUUGAUUGUAAUGCUUUUGACGCUUGUUUGGUCCCUAAUGGGAUUAUGUCGGCCAGGGCUUCUUUGGUUGAAGAAGGAAGAAGAGCCACUUCUCAAGGACUAAGAAUAGAGAACAGGUGUUAGAAAGAAACUCUUUUAUUUCUCCUUUUUUUUCAUUUUAAAAUUUUUAUAAUGAUAAUUUUCGAGAUUUAUGAUGAUCAUUGAGAAUUAAUACUAUUGUUAUUAUAUAUUAUUGUUGUUGUAGUACAAUGAUAUUUCAUUCAAAAAAAUGAUCUUCUUGGAUACUACUAGAUAUAUAUUGUUAUUAUCUUCUCUAAUGGAGUAGUAGUGGUUGUUAUUGUACCACUCUCAAGCUAGCUUCUUCCUGUUUUAAUUUUAUAAUUGAACAAUCAUUCUCUUAA
Humulus lupulus (European hop) is the source of this 908-nucleotide messenger RNA. Its product is annotated as protein BIC1-like. Bases 112 to 630 code for a protein of 172 amino acids. The transcript has a single exon. The record is from RefSeq and is a predicted model, not a curated record. Gene Ontology annotation, biological process: blue light signaling pathway. NCBI's taxonomy places the organism in Eukaryota, Viridiplantae, Streptophyta, Magnoliopsida, Rosales, Cannabaceae.